AUGGCCGACAACGCACCGGACGCCCACUUGCGAGAACUACGAAGACAGCCGCAACCGGGCUCGAAGCCCAGCCAGGCGGGCCUCCAAAGUGUCGGCCAAGAUAACAUUCAAGGCAAUGGACCGAUCCAGCGGUCCGAUCGGUGGAUGAAGGCAUGCAGACGCGAACGGGGGCGACGGAGAGCCGCGCAGGCGGCCGGGAGCGCUGGAAUCGGCGCGGUAGCGACACCGAGGACGCUGUGGUGGCUUGUGCGCAUGGCCGACAACGCACCGGACGCCCACUUGCGAGAACCACGAAGACAGCCGCAACCGGGCUCGAAGCCCAGCCAGGCGGGCCUCCAAAGUGUCGGCCAAGAUAACAUUCAAGGCAAUGGACCGAUCCAGCGGUCCGAUCGGUGGAUGAAGGCAUGCAGACGCGAACGGGGGCGACGGAGAGCCGCGCAGGCGGCCGGGAGCGCUGGAAUCGGCGCGGUAGCGACACCGAGGACGCUGUGGUGGCUUGUGCGCAUGGCCGACAACGCACCGGACGCCCACUUGCGAGAACCACGAAGACAGCCGCAACCGGGCUCGAAGCCCAGCCAGGCGGGCCUCCAAAGUGUCGGCCAAGAUAACAUUCAAGGCAAUGGACCGAUCCAGCGGUCCGAUCGGUGGAUGAAGGCAUGCAGACGCGAACGGGGGCGACGGAGAGCCGCGCAGGCGGCCGGGAGCGCUGGAAUCGGCGCGGUAGCGACACCGAGGACGCUGUGGUGGCUUGUGCGCAUGGCCGACAACGCACCGGACGCCCACUUGCGAGAACCACGAAGACAGCCGCAACCGGGCUCGAAGCCCAGCCAGGCGGGCCUCCAAAGUGUCGGCCAAGAUAACAUUCAAGGCAAUGGACCGAUCCAGCGGUCCGAUCGGUGGAUGAAGGCAUGCAGACGCGAACGGGGGCGACGGAGAGCCGCGCAGGCGGCCGGGAGCGCUGGAAUCGGCGCGGUAGCGACACCGAGGACGCUGUGGUGGCUUGUGCGCAUGGCCGACAACGCACCGGACGCCCACUUGCGAGAACCACGAAGACAGCCGCAACCGGGCUCGAAGCCCAGCCAGGCGGGCCUCCAAAGUGUCGGCCAAGAUAACAUUCAAGGCAAUGGACCGAUCCAGCGGUCCGAUCGGUGGAUGAAGGCAUGCAGACGCGAACGGGGGCGACGGAGAGCCGCGCAGGCGGCCGGGAGCGCUGGAAUCGGCGCGGUAGCGACACCGAGGACGCUGUGGUGGCUUGUGCGCAUGGCCGACAACGCACCGGACGCCCACUUGCGAGAACCACGAAGACAGCCGCAACCGGGCUCGAAGCCCAGCCAGGCGGGCCUCCAAAGUGUCGGCCAAGAUAACAUUCAAGGCAAUGGACCGAUCCAGCGGUCCGAUCGGUGGAUGAAGGCAUGCAGACGCGAACGGGGGCGACGGAGAGCCGCGCAGGCGGCCGGGAGCGCUGGAAUCGGCGCGGUAGCGACACCGAGGACGCUGUGGUGGCUUGUGCGCACGGCCGACAACGCACCGGACGCCCACUUGCGAGAACCACGAAGACAGCCGCAACCGGGCUCGAAGCCCAGCCAGGCGGGCCUCCAAAGUGUCGGCCAAGAUAACAUUCAAGGCAAUGGACCGAUCCAGCGGUCCGAUCGGUGGAUGAAGGCAUGCAGACGCGAACGGGGGCGACGGAGAGCCGCGCAGGCGGCCGGGAGCGCUGGAAUCGGCGCGGUAGCGACACCGAGGACGCUGUGGUGGCUUGUGCGCACGGCCGACAACGCACCGGACGCCCACUUGCGAGAACCACGAAGACAGCCGCAACCGGGCUCGAAGCCCAGCCAGGCGGGCCUCCAAAGUGUCGGCCAAGAUAACAUUCAAGGCAAUGGACCGAUCCAGCGGUCCGAUCGGUGGAUGAAGGCAUGCAGACGCGAACGGGGGCGACGGAGAGCCGCGCAGGCGGCCGGGAGCGCUGGAAUCGGCGCGGUAGCGACACCGAGGACGCUGUGGUGGCUUGUGCGCAUGACCGACAACGCACCGGACGCCCACUUGCGAGAACCACGAAGACAGCCGCAACCGGGCUCGAAGCCCAGCCAGGCGGGCCUCCAAAGUGUCGGCCAAGAUAACAUUCAAGGCAAUGGACCGAUCCAGCGGUCCGAUCGGUGGAUGAAGGCAUGCAGACGCGAACGGGGGCGACGGAGAGCCGCGCAGGCGGCCGGGAGCGCUGGAAUCGGCGCGGUAGCGUGCGUGGAGGCAAAAGGAGCAAAGAAGAUAUCAGAGGAGGGGAUCGAACCCUCGAUCUCGAGCGUGUGA
Messenger RNA from Phytophthora sojae, 2307 nucleotides. RefSeq lists its product as hypothetical. The transcript is spliced from 9 exons. Bases 1 to 2307 code for a protein of 768 amino acids. Lineage: Eukaryota; Oomycota; Peronosporomycetes; Peronosporales; Peronosporaceae. The record is from RefSeq and is a predicted model, not a curated record.